Xylona heveae TC161 is the source of this 1248-nucleotide messenger RNA. Its product is annotated as putative MFS transporter. The record is from RefSeq and is a predicted model, not a curated record. Lineage: Eukaryota; Fungi; Ascomycota; Xylonomycetes; Xylonales; Xylonaceae. The transcript is spliced from 5 exons. Gene Ontology annotation, molecular function: transmembrane transporter activity. Gene Ontology annotation, cellular component: fungal-type vacuole membrane. Gene Ontology annotation, biological process: transmembrane transport. Bases 1 to 1248 code for a protein of 415 amino acids.
AUGGAAAAAGAAGAGCCCAACACAUACAUCCCACCUGAUGGAGGAUUCAAGGCAUGGCUAUGCGUUGCCGGGUCUUUUCUACUUCAAUUUGCCUCCUUUGGUUAUGUCAACGCAUGCGGAAUCUUCCAAUUCUAUUACGCUGAAGAGAUGCUCAGCUAUAAGUCAUCCUCGUCUCUGGCCUGGAUCACUACUCUUCAGAUCUUUUUGCUAUUCUUCUUCGGGCCGGUGGUAGGGAUGCUCAUUGACGCCAUUGGCCCUAGGCCGAUCCUUAUCCCCUUCUCAACACUCUGCGUCUUUGCCAUAUUCAUGCUCAGCCUUUGCAAAAAUUACUGGCAGGUCAUGCUCGCGCAGGGGGUUGCUUUCGGGUUCGGUACUUCUGGGGUUUCAAUGCCGGCCAUGGUACUCGUAUCGCAGUGGUUUUCGACUAAGAAGGGUUUGGCGGUCGGUAUUGUCUCAGCCGGUAGCAGCUUUGGCGGGAUCAUCUUCCCCAUCAUGGUCCCGAGACUAAUUGCAAGGCACGGGUUUCCUGCUGCCGUCCGCUGGACUGGUUUACUUGUUGGCAUCUGUUUACUUCUUGCCAAUCUCGCAUGCAGCUCUCCAUUUCCGCCAAAGGGCUUUCAGAAGAAGGAGAGUGCGGGACUUAAAGGUUUCAAGAGUCUUCCUUGGGCCGCAUUUACACUGGGCUGUUUUUUCGUUAUAUGGGGUCUGUUUGCUCCUCUCAAUUACCUUCCCCUAAUGGCAGCCCAGAAAGGAAUGUCAAUGGCCCUGGCACAAUAUACCAUCUCAAUAACCAACGCUGGGUCUUUCUUUGGCCGAAUCCUCCCCGGGUGGAUGUCUGACCGCAUCGGUCAAUUCAACAUGAUGUUUGUUGUAUCCAUUUUGUCCGGCGCAUCUCUCAUUGCUUUCUGGCUUCCGCUAGAACUGCACCCUUCGAAUGCCGGCAUUAUUGUAUUUGCUGCCUUUUACGGUUUCGUCAGUGGAGGCUUUGUCAGCCUAGGGCCUCCUUGUGUUGUCUCUCUCGCAGAAGGACGCGUUGAAGAAAUUGGCGUCAAACUCGGCGGCUUCUGCUUGGCCAUUGCUCUCGGCUCUCUGACUGGUUUGCCAAUUGAAGGAGCCAUCAAGGAUCGAGAAGGAGACAAAUUUAUAGGGUUGAUGAUAUUCGCCGGUGUUGUCAUGUGCCUUGGAGGAUUCCUUGUUGGCGUUGCUCGAGUGCUCAAGGGAGGGUUCCGUCUCACGGCGAAGGUUUGA